Messenger RNA from Pogonomyrmex barbatus (red harvester ant), 1226 nucleotides. RefSeq lists its product as uncharacterized. Gene Ontology annotation, molecular function: iron ion binding; stearoyl-CoA 9-desaturase activity. NCBI's taxonomy places the organism in Eukaryota, Metazoa, Arthropoda, Insecta, Hymenoptera, Formicidae. Gene Ontology annotation, biological process: unsaturated fatty acid biosynthetic process. The record is from RefSeq and is a predicted model, not a curated record. Gene Ontology annotation, cellular component: endoplasmic reticulum membrane.
UAAAUUUUAAUAAUUAAAAUGUUCAUUCUAUUUUUAUUUUUCUAUAUGCACAUGUAAACGGCAAAUUCUGAGCAAAUACAGCAUUCCAUUUAAUAUCGAUGUGCAUUCGAGAUACGCAAUAAACGUUAACUUCUGGUUUUUGGACGCGCAUAGCGUUCGAACCUAUAAAUUUUACAAUUACAAUCAUAGCAAAUAUCACACACGCCGAAAAAUGAAUCGUAAUCCAUUUUUAUCACUAACAAGUACCAUCAUAAAAUUAAUGUUAUAAAUGAGAUGAUGGAAUAAUAUUACAAUAUGUAAUAUGAACAAUGUCGUCGCUCAUUCUUUUGCACGAUUUGCAUUUAAUGAUGCUAGAGGUUGCCGUAGAAAAUUUAUUUGUCCCUUGGACCACGGCGUUUGACAAAGUUAUCUUGAAGAAGACGAUCGUCAUGUUCCGUAUGCUGGACGAAGAUUGGACGUCGCUAUCACCAAAUCGAUGCGAUUGUCGUCCUUAUCAAGGCUCCAAUUAUGAAAACGAGAAAUUCUACGGUGGUAGAUCCGUCGUCUUUUCCGUGCCUGCAAAUUUCUUCGAGAAAGAAGCGAGUGGCAUCGAUGUCCAGUUAUACGUUCAGAGACAAGUGUGCAAGGAUUUUGAGAUGGCCUCGCGCCAGAGGAUCGGCUUUGCCGCUGUGCCAGUUGACGGUUUUCUGAACAGCAUCGCCAAACAGAUUCGCGAGCGGAACGAAUUGGCGGAACACUUGUCGGACUUCUAUAAACGGCAGAUUAUCUCGAGGUCCACAACGGGAACGUACAGUCUGCUAGACGAGAACUUCCGGAAUACAGCUGCCACGAUUUCGCUGUACAUUCGGAUUAGUUAUCUCGGCAAAUGCCUCAUAACAGAUAUUACGCGAGUCAAAAGUAUACGCGAAGCGUUUUACACUCGGGGAGAGUCGGACGAGAAACAGCCAUAUCUUUCUCGGCAGCUGACGUCGAAGGAGCUUCAAAGCGAUUGCUGGGAUGACGACGGUUUGCUUCGAGUUCCCCACAGUCGUUUAAUAUGCCGCUGUGAAGAGCUCGUUAAAAAGGAGGCUGCGGAUUUAGCCAGUAAUUGAUUCAGUUGCUUUAACAGGAUGCUAUUUAAAAAUGUUUAUUUUUCGGAAAAUAGGGAAAAAUAUCUUACUUAAUUCCAAGUAGUAAAAUCCUCUUCUAAACAUAAAUUAAAUUUUCUUUUAAAUUAAAUAAUAUCU